GCCGCCGCUGUGCCCGGCUGUCCGCCUGGGACUCCGUGUUUGCCCGUUUGCCACCCCUUGAAUUCGAACCCCGCUGGACGCUGCUUCCCGAUUUCAAAUAGCUCGGUCGCUGUGCCUGCCACGCCUCUGCCAGACUGCUACGCCGGCGCUCAUCGCCUCACGCAGGAAGCUCGCGGUGGCAGCAGUGAUGGAAUCCCACAACGGCGGCGGCGGGAAGGCGCGGGACAUGUUCUCGGUGUACCAGAACCCGUCCCUCACCCGGGCCCUAGACUCCCGCAGCGCCCGCCCCUCCGUCACAGUCCUCGUCGUCCUCGCGAUCUUACCCAUCGCUUCCGCCUCCUCCCUCCUUGCCCUCUCCUCCCGGGAGCAGCAGCUCAGCAAGCUCGCCGGCCGAGCGGGUAUCUCUGUCCUUGCUGCUGUUUUUGUCUUUAGGUUGGUGGAGGCAGCACUUGGUCUUGUUGCACUUUUCACACUGCUGGGGUUCUUCAGGGCACUGAUGUUAUACAAUGGAAAGAAGGCACUGGCCAAGGAUGACAAGGUUGUGUUGUCUGAACGCCAGCUGGGGCUUCUUGGGUUAAAGAUGGCGGGUUCAGAAGGAGGUGGGAAAGGUGAGCAGACCAAAAGGCCUCCCAAGAACAAGCCAUCAACACCAUCGGAGCCAAUUGUGCCUAUCAGGAGGUCUUCGUUCAGCUAUACACCAUCUCGGCCUUCGGGGCAAUCUAGGAUUGGUUCCAGCCAUUUGAGCCCUGGUGGUGAGAGACUGACCACGGCAUUGCCAAUGUCACCCUCCACACCGUUGCAGAAGCAUGUCUCUUCUCCUUCAACUCCAUGGUCGAGGAAAAGCUCAGGCAGUGCCAAGGGCAUACAGACAGAGGCAAUGCUGGACCAGUUCUUGGCUGGGUUGGAUGUAAAUAUUGAGAAAAUCACGGAUCCAGAGACUAAGACCACAACACCUCCAGCAACCAGUACAAGCUUUGGUGUUGCUACCCCUGUUUCAAUUACCACAUCAGCCACCCCUUCUGGUGCUGCAAGGAGCACACCUCUGAGACCUGUGAGGAUGUCUCCUGGCUCCCAUCAGAAAUACAGCACGCCACCAAAAAAGGGUGAGGGUGAACUUCCAUCUCCAAUGACCUUAGAGCAAGCAGUGGAGGCCUUUGACAACUUGGGUGUAUAUCCUGAGAUUGAGCAGUGGCGAGAUAGUCUCAGGCAAUGGUUUUCUUCAGUUGUGAUGAGCCCACUUGUCCAAAAAAUCAAAACAAGCCAUACUCAGGUUAAGCAAACGACAGCUACUGUUGGGGCUUCAGUUACUGUUAGCCAAGUUGGAAGCGAUCUGCCAAGCACGACACCACCAGUUUCCUUGUCUCCUCUUGGUGGGACUAAAGAUUGGCAACCGACUGUCACGGUAGAUGAGGAUGGGAUCCUUAACCAAUUACGCUCUGCACUCCUACAUUCUCGAGAUGCCCCUGUUGCGCAAACUUUUGGCAGUCCACAACAGCCACAACGGAACCCCCUCCUUCCUGCUAUUCAAGCAUGUAUUGAUGCAAUUACAGAGCAUCAGAGGCUCAACUCUCUGAUGAAGGGAGAGCUGAUAAAAGGCUUAUUGCCACAGAGUAGUGUCCGUGCUGAUUACACUGUCCAGAGAGUUCAAGAACUUGCUGAAGGAACAUGCUUGAAGAAUUAUGAUUACAUGGGUCAUGGAAAUGGCUAUGGUAAAUCAGAAAAGAAAUGGACCACCGAGUUACCUACUGACUCACACCUUCUUCUGUAUCUGUUUGCUGCUUUCCUUGAACAUCCAAAAUGGAUGCUUCAUGUUGACCCUACCUCGUACUCUGGUGCCCAGUCCAGCAAAAAUCCCUUAUUUCUGGGAGUUCUUCCACCAAAAGAGAGGUUUCCAGAAAAGUAUGUUGCUCUGAUAUCAGGUGUUCCGGCAAUUAUCCACCCAGGGGCCCUUAUACUGGCUGUGAGCAAGCAGAAUCCUCCAAUUUUUGCUCUAUACUGGGACAAGAAGCAGCAAUUUUCUCUUCAGGGAAGAACAGCUCUGUGGGAUGCCAUUCUACUUUUAUGCCAUCAAAUAAAUGUUGGGUAUGGUGGUGUGGUUAGAGGAAUCCAUAUUGGCUCGUCCGCCUUGAACCUCCAGUCAGUUAUAGAUUCAGAUUCGGAAAGCUGAAAGUUGGUUUGCUAGUCUUGAGGGGAUAAACUGUGACCCGCUAGUUUACUGGUGUUAAUGUUGUAAUUAACACUAGCAUGUUUGGGAUUGACAUAGCUUUAUUUAGCUGUAAUAUGGCCUGAUGGUGGGGGGCAUCUUAAUGUUAUGCCCAAGUUGUACCUUAGAUUUGUAACAAUAUGAGAUUUGCUUAACCCCAUUAUCUGCUUUAGAUCCUUUAUUAAUGUACCGAUACAUUUUUGUAAUUUUCCAGUAAUUCACUUACUGCAAUAUCAUUUUGAUUUGUUCAUCAA
Messenger RNA from Sorghum bicolor (sorghum), 2457 nucleotides. RefSeq names its product transmembrane protein 209. Bases 188 to 2167 code for a protein of 659 amino acids. NCBI's taxonomy places the organism in Eukaryota, Viridiplantae, Streptophyta, Magnoliopsida, Poales, Poaceae. Gene Ontology annotation, cellular component: membrane. The transcript is spliced from 7 exons. The record is from RefSeq and is a predicted model, not a curated record.